Molecule: messenger RNA, 483 nt
Organism: Serendipita indica DSM 11827
Lineage: Eukaryota; Fungi; Basidiomycota; Agaricomycetes; Sebacinales; Serendipitaceae
Source: the annotation of a GenBank genome assembly
AUGACCGAACUCUGCCCCGUCUACGCGCCCUUCUUUGGAGCUCUCGGCUGCACAAGCGCCAUCGUCUUCACUUGCUUUGGUGCUAGUUAUGGAACCGCAAAGUCGGGUGUUGGUGUCUCUGCCAUGGCCGUCUUGCGACCAGAUUUGAUGAUGAAGUGCUGUAUCCCCGUCGUCAUGGCUGGUAUCAUUGGUAUCUACGGCUUGGUCGUAUCGGUCUUGAUUGCCAAUACCCUGUCGAUGCACAUGACUCUCUUCCAAGGUGUUGUACAACUCGGUGCAGGUUUGGCCGUCGGUCUUGCUGGUCUUGCCGCCGGAUUCGCCAUUGGUAUCGUCGGUGAUGCUGGUGUAAGGGGAACAGCACAACAGCCACGAUUGUUCGUCGGAAUGAUUCUCAUUCUCAUCUUUGCCGAAGUCUUGGGUCUUUACGGACUCAUUGUUGCGCUCAUCAUGUCGUCUGCCACCGGCAGUGCCAGCUGCUCCUAA